UUUGCAGCAUUUUUUGUAUGAACCACAUUUCCCGACAUGCAAAGCCAUUUUGCGUCAUUAGUACGCGUCUGUAAUGGUUUCGUGCUGUCGGAAGAUUUGACACGGGGAACUAGCGGUAAUAAUCUAUAAAAAUGUUUAUGCCCAGAGCCCUGAAAGUGAAGAGAACGGCUGAGGGCUCAGGUCUAGUUUUGAAGAAAAAAAGCAAGGUUGGUCAAAAGGAGGAGAAUGAUGAAGGUAGUUCAGACACACCUGUUCAAAAGAAUGAAGUGUAUGAAGAUACCAAAACACAGGAUGAGGCAAUACAAGCAGGUGGAUACUCUGCAGGUUUGACAGAGAGCUCAGUGCACGAAGAUGGACAUAAGUCUGCCUCAAGUGAUACAGAGGAAGAACCAGUCAAAUCAUUCAAAAAGAGCCAGAGAUGGCCAGAGCCAGGCGAUCCUGUCUGUGUGAUGUGUGGUCGCUAUGGGGAGUACAUCUGUGAUGCUACUGACAAUGAUGUUUGCAGCCUUGAAUGCAAAGCCAAACACUUGGCUCAAAUGGGGAUGGGGACUGGAGCAGAUGUGUUUAACUAUAAGGACAAAAAUUGUGAUGAAAGGGCUCAACAUCAACAGCCAGCAGCUGACAAGGAUGGGAUGGGUGAAAGUGGGGCAGGCUGUUUCUACAGGGAAGAUCGAUUCAUAUCAAGUCUUACAGAUGAACAGGUGCAGCGGAUUAAACAGGAACUGGGCAUUGAAACUCAGGGGAGCGAUGUCAGGAGACCCAUCAUUGAGUUUGAACACUGUGGUUUCCCUGCUAUCCUGAGUGGAAACCUGAAGAAGGCUGGCUAUGAGGCACCCACGCCAGUCCAGAUGCAAAUGGUGCCUGUUGGUCUCAGUGGCAGGGAUGUGAUUGCCAGUGCUGACACAGGUUCAGGGAAGACUGUGGCCUUCCUUCUGCCAGUGAUACUGAGAGCGCUUGAGAAAUCAGUACAUAGUGUGCACAGCCCUAUGGCUCUGAUCCUGACCCCCACCAGAGAGCUGGCUAUUCAGAUAGAGAGACAGACCAAGGAGCUGGUGAUGGGCAUCCCUAACAUGAGAACUGCUCUGCUCGUGGGUGGCAUGCCGCUUCCCCCACAACUCCACCGACUGAAAAGCACCAUCAAAAUUGUAAUAGCCACCCCUGGGCGACUUCUUGAGAUACUGAGGCAGAAAGCUGUGCAGCUGGACAAAGUGAAGGUUGUGGUGGUUGAUGAGGUCGACACUAUGUUGAAGAUGGGAUUCCAGCAGCAAGUGCUGGAGAUUCUGGAGCAAGUCCCCAAAGAACACCAGACUCUGCUAGCAUCAGCCACCAUCCCAAAAGGGAUAGAGGAGCUGGCUGCUCGGCUGGUCCAUGACCCUGUCCGUAUCGUUGUUGGAGAGAAGAAUCUGCCCUGCCCCAAUGUCAGACAGAUCUUGCUUUGGACAGAGGAGCCCUCCAAGAAAAAGAAGCUGUUUGAGAUUCUCAAUGACAGUAAGCUGUAUCAACCUCCAGUGGUGGUGUUUGUAGACUGUAAACUUGGCGCUGAUCUGCUGUGUGACGCGGUCGCCAAGGUGACAGGCCUCAAUACAGUGGCAAUCCACUCAGACAAGAGCCAGUGGGAACGCAACCGCAUCCUGAGGGGUCUUCUGGAUGGAGACUUUGAAGUGGUUAUCAGUACAGGAGUGUUAGGCAGAGGACUGGACCUGGUCAAUGUUAGACUGGUGGUUAACUUUGACAUGCCAAACACCAUGGAUGAGUAUGUCCAUCAGGUGGGCAGAGCAGGUCGGCUGGGACACAGGGGAACCGCCAUCACCUUGAUCAACAACAACAACAAACGGGCAUUCUUGGAGCUGGUGAACCGGGUCAAGCCCACAGGGUCCAUCAUCCCCCCUCAGCUUCUUAGUUCACCGCACCUCCAUGAGCAGCAGAGGAGGGAAAGACAAAAGGCCAAGCUGGGGCCUGAGGGGACACUGGUUACUAAGAACAACCUCAUUGAUAUCAUAAGGAAACACGACCGCCGCAGGAAGUAGCACGUUCUACCCAUCAGUCCUGCAAUACUGCUAUUUAUUAAAUUUAAACCCAGGUCUGGGAGACAGUCUCUCUUUCCACUGCUCUGGUGUGCUUGUGUAUUUAUUGAUGAUUGAGGUCAAGUUAAAUAUAAUACUGCUUUAAAUUUCACUGUGGUAAAGGUUUUGGACAGGAGGUUUUGACAUUAAAAGAUUUAUUCAACAGUGAUCCAUGUCAUCUUAACCCAAGAAGUAUCUGGCCUUUUUUCAACCAUGUAUUAUCCUCCUCAGCAGAGAUGGAGAGUGAGCUGUUUUGUUUUUGUUUAUAUGGACUGUAUGCCACUUUUUAACGGUGAAGUGUUAAUGCUAGAAGGAAAACAUAAGUAACACAAAGAGUUAAGUACAGUUUACAGUGGGUAAGUAUGACUACAUAACCUUAUAACGUUGAUUAUGUUGCCGCCUAGUGUCAGUUUUGGGUGCCUACAUGUCUCAACCAGGACGUGACGUAACGAUUUCCGAGAAUUCAACCAAUCAGCUGUCACUGCCGGAGACUAUUUGAAAUUGAAGCGGGCGAAGGCGGAAGAAACAAGUAUAAACAAAACAGCUGUGUUCGCUUGGACAUAACUGAUAUUUUAUUCGAAUGAAUUUACAUUCAUGGUUAAGCAUGUACUUGCUUCUGUCUUAGUAUGCUUUUUAUGUAGCUUAGUGUAUUGUUGCAGG
Monopterus albus (swamp eel) is the source of this 2723-nucleotide messenger RNA. It is a transcript of the gene ddx59, whose product is annotated as DEAD (Asp-Glu-Ala-Asp) box polypeptide 59. Gene Ontology annotation, molecular function: nucleic acid binding; RNA helicase activity; ATP binding. Lineage: Eukaryota; Metazoa; Chordata; Actinopteri; Synbranchiformes; Synbranchidae. Bases 132 to 2027 code for a protein of 631 amino acids. The record is from RefSeq and is a predicted model, not a curated record. The transcript has 9 exons.